Paramuricea clavata is the source of this 13123-nucleotide messenger RNA. Lineage: Eukaryota; Metazoa; Cnidaria; Anthozoa; Malacalcyonacea; Plexauridae. The record is from the annotation of a GenBank genome assembly.
AUGAAGAAUGAGGCAAGAGAAAUAUUAUGUGUACUUUCUAUGUACUAUCAGCGGCUGUGUUGUUUCCCGUAACAACAUGGACGCGGAUGCUAAAAAUAAUAGCUUUUGAAAUGUCUUGAUGAGAGUAUUCGUAUUCUUCAACAAUUUAGUCUUUCCCAGUCAAAAAGUAACUAUAAAUAAUAAAUAUGUUACUUUGGUGUAUUUUUUAUGUAAAAUAACUUACUACUCCACUCUACUUUGUGUUAAAACUUUGUUUACAUGUAAAAAACGCUUUCUAGAACACUUAAAAAGUUCAUGAAUUGCCGCCAUUGACGGCUUUCUCGGCCGCAAACUAAAGUGAGAUUGCACUCAAAAUUUCUCUGUUUUCAACUUUAAUAAUAUUAAAAUCCUAAAUUUUGUUGUUUAGUAAAAUCCAGCGUUUUUAAAUGUUCGUACUCAUCCUAAAUCUCUAAAAUUGAUAUCAGUUUUAUAAUUUAAUUUUCAGGUCGACGAGCUUCAUCGUAAGAACAUAUCAAACGAACGCCGAAAGGAAGUUGCACAAAUAAUCAUCAACCGAUUGUUAAACUUAACAGAUCUGGAUAAGAUGGACGAAAAUGGAGUGAAACAGCAAGUUCUUAAUGAUACAGUCACAAUACUUCAAACGAUCGUUGAUUUAAAUAUUUCUGAUAGCAAUCUCAACAUACUGGACCCAGCAAACAACAUAUUGGAUAGUAGAAACACGAAAUCGUGGAGAAACAUGUGCAUGAAGGUGAGUUAGUGAUAGAAAUGAAUUGGUUUCUAAAGAAAGACUAAAUCCUUCGUCCGUGCUUUUCUUCUUCUUCGUUUUAAUCCAUGAUGGGGUGGGCGGCCAACGCGGCCAUGGUACGUAUCCUCUCUCUUAGUUGUAGGAGCAACAUGUCCCUUAUCUCUCGAUCUCAUCCUCUGCCUUCCAUUGUUCAUCGCCUUUCUGCUAAGCAUGCUAUCUUCAAUGGAUCUUCCUCUUCUCAUAAUGUAUCCAUUCCAUUCUGGCCUUCUCUUCUUCUCUUUUCCUAAACGCCUGUGUGACAUUAUAACGUGUCUCACGGCUACUUGAUGUAUCCCUUGCUAUUCCUUCUAGGACGAUAAACUGAUUCGUGAUCUAGUCACAACCCUGGAAAAUUAUGCAUUCCAACAUGGAGAAAACUUAAAAAACAACUCAAAUGCUUCGACUAUAUUUCAAAACUACUCAAACGUACAGCUGUACGUUAAAUUCAUAAAACGAGAAGAUAAUUUGUCAGCGGAAGAAAGAUUAUUCGAGUUUCCAGAUGCGUCAUUCAACCUCUCGCCCGAUGCAUUACCGCAAAGUUCUGGCGCUGUGGUCGUUGUCUUGUGGUAUAAAACAAUAAAUUCCUUUCUAACAACCAGUCUUCACGAUGAUCAUAGUUAUGCAGAAAUUAACAGCAAGAUCAUGACUGCAAGUGUUCGACCUGAACCGAAAGACAAGUUUCUACAACCUGUUCGUAUCAGUUGGAACAUGAAAGAACUGGUAAUUCAAGUCUACUUUGUUUUCGACUGAAAAUGAAUGAAAAUAAUAGAACUGAAUAGAGCAAAAUAUAAUAUCAAGGUAGUAUAUUAAAGCCAGCCACAAAGGAAUGCAAUAGAAUACAUUUGUUAAAUACGAAUAUCACGCCAUGUAGGCUAAUAACUGAAAACAACUUGAAAUAUGAACUGUUUCUUGACCUUUUAGAACGACUCUGCAACAUGUGUUUAUUGGAAACCAGAAUUAAAUGAAAAGUGGAAAACAGAUGGAUGUACAAGAGUGAAAGACAUGCCAGACAGUGACAUCUUGAUAUGUGAAUGUGACCAUCUUACAGCCUUCGCUGCUAUGGAUAUUUCUAGAGAAAUGGUAAGAUUUUAGGCUCACAAUGUUCGAUACUUAAAAAUUUCUACCGUAAUAUUCAAAUAGUUUUAAAACAGUUCUUUUUAACAAAACCCAACGAUAUCGAUUUGAAUAUCGAUUUGAAUUUGCAUUCCCUCCAAUUGCUCUAAAUUGACUUGAAAAUCUCAAAUGGUAGACAGACCACGGUCAUAUAUAAGUAUAUUUUUUUUAGAUUGAGUGGCUUGUCCAGAAAUUCAACAAAGGGUUUAUAAUGAUGUAAUAUGCAUCUAGGUCCAGUCCAGCUUAAGUCGCUUGAUAAUACAUAUUACAGUGUUGGGUUUUUACUGUAAAUAUAUGCACUAUAUUCUAUAUUUACGUCAAGGUAAGCAAAACUGAAAGGCGAGCAUUGGAGUUGAUAUCAACUAUUGGGUGUUCUGUGUCGUUGUUUGGGAUAUUCCUGACCAUUCUCGCACACGCCUUGCUGUGGAGAAGACUUCAACAAAAUGCCAAGAGUAAAGUACCUUCGCAAGUUCUCAUGCAUCUCUGUGUAGCCAUUGGAGUGACGGAUAUCCUGUCUAUCCUGGCAGGACCCGCACACAAUUAUGAGGUAGGGCACUGACCUUAUAGACCUUAACCUGUGAUCAGCCGCUCUAAAAAUGAGGUUUCUUUUUCAAAAACGCCUGCAAUGACCUUACUUCUGUAAUCCUGUGGAAACUACGGACUUUAGAGAGUGGUAUCAAGAUUUGACAAUAUAUUGAAUGAUCAGUUAAAUGAUUGAAUAGUAGUAUCACCACAAAUGAAAGACAAUAAAAACUUUGUGAAUUUCAGCAGAAAACCUGCAUAGGCAAGGCCUACUGUAGUCCAAACACUCUGCUUAUGCCAAUAAUCCUCAGUUUGUCUUCAAAAUACGGUACAAAAGAAGAAAACCGAGUUCUGUCACAAGUGUUGAUAAAAGUUUUAAGGCAUUAUAAGCAUUAAACAUUGUAGUCAAAGUAUUCUAUACCAUGGCACAACACCAGCCACGAAUUAGCUUCAUGAUUAAAGACAAUUACCUAGCAAUAACACUGUCAUCUCAUGCUUUCCCUUUCUAGACAUUCUGUACAACCGUGUCCAUAUUAUUAUACUUCUUUGUACUUGCGGUGUUUGGAUGGAUGUUAUGCGAAGGAGUCAUCAUUUAUCUUCAACUUGUGAACGUCUAUACGGGAUUGAGUUUAGGAGGAAAACAUCUAAAGGUGUUCUAUGUGAUUGGCUGGGGUAAGUUGUUUUGGGAUAAGUGAUAAAGAACUGUGAUGCAUCUUGCGUUGUUACGAAGAAAAAUAAUAUAGUGAAAUAAAGGAAGUGCCGAAACGUUGGGGCAUGAAUUGUACGUUUUAUUGACAAUAAUACUGUACGAGUGCAUUUCCCAAACACACUUUAAUUAACAAAUGCUGUUAUCACGUGUUCUACUUUAGGUAUUCCAGUUGUAGUUGUAGCGGUGUUGGUCGCGCUCAAUGAUCGAAAAGAUUUUAUAACCAAGCACACAUGUUGGUGCCCUGGUGAUGGCGUGUUGUUCUGGACAUUUGUUUGUACCAUUGGCCUAAUCUUGCUGGUAAGCUUAGACGGGAAGAAGUGUAGUACAUCAUUGUACCUACCAAUGUACGUCGUUUUGUGAUGUUUAUAAAAUACGGAAAGAAAAAUCUUGCAUGAUUAACUCGGCACCGGUAUAUUAAAAUGGCCAUACUACAGUAAAUUCGAACAAGGGAAAUUGGGAUGAAAUAGCGAAGUAUAGGAUAUAAAAUAGCGACAUACCACACGAAGUCACAUCUGCGCAAAUUUUAUAAUCGACAUGAAAAAGGGAAGAAUACUGAGCAAAUUCCGAAAGAGAAAUGGCAACUUUCGGAAAUGGAACAUUAUCACACUCAGUGUGAUAAUGGAACUGUCGCUUAUCACACUGAGUGUGAUAAGGGACAGGAUUAGCCACUCUAAAAGACUUCCAGCUAUAAGUGUUCACGACACCUAAUAGACGUUUUAUGCUAUGUUCAUCUCUCUCUUUCUUUUCAGAUCAACCUGGUAAUCUUCGUUCUGGCCUUGCGAAGUGCAUUAUCGUCCAGCACAGUAAACACAGCUCGCUCACUAAGUCCAACAAAAGACAGUACUGGCACAACUAAGCCAACAGCUGGAACAACAUUAAGAAAAGCAAAACUCGGCCUCAAAGGUUCAGCCAUACUACUUCCAUUGCUUGGUCUGACGUGGGUUUUUGGACUGCUGGUUUUCAAUCGAGAUACGAUUGUGUUUAAAUAUCUCUUCGCCAUUUGUAAUUCUCUACAAGGAAUGAUGAUAUUUGUUUUUCAUGUUCUUAUAAAUAAAAAGGUACGUUUGGUCUUAUGGAAGAUCUUGUGGUCACAUUAUCCUAAUAAAGUUUUUUUUUUCAAGUAGUUCAGACACAAACUAAGGCAGCUAAAUAUAGAAUACUGCUUACACUGGACCACUAGGUUUAAGAUAUAUUUUUCAGGUAGUGAUCUACAGUGGAUUAACAACUGUUACUUAUUUCAUCUUCUAGAUCCAUGAAGCAAUCAGCAGGGAAAAGAAAGCUCGUGAAGCCAAACACAUAACCAAGAUUGCGGUUAACAAUACAUGUAAGUAAGAAUACGUACGUUGCCAAACAUUAUUUGACUGGCUAGUAUUUCCAUUUUUCUUUGUCCUCAAACCAUUUGUUAUCCGAAGCUAAGGGGGGGGAGGAGGAAUGGGAGUAAAGAGAAAUGUCACAAAGUGUCUACCACUGUUUAGGUCGACUCACUUGAUUAUCCCAAGGACAGUUGACACAUCUCGGUAUUCUCAGAUGAGUGAUUUUCUCUGUUCAUAUAAAGUUUAAUUUACCACAAAUAUACAUAUGUCUUUGACUUUUUGUAGGUGGUACACUAUCAACUAGUGACGGCAACCGCAGAAAAUCCAGUAUUCCAGUUACACCAACAUUCGCAAAGAAAAAUUUCAACAAGCCAGAAUCUCUUACCGUGAUUCAAAACAACACCACAGAGAACAACAAUGGUAGCUCAAAGCCAACCAAAUUGUAUUUAGAACCCGAAAGAAAUCAGAGAAACUGCAGAUCAAGGGGAAUGAAGAACAAUUAUACCACAAAGAACAACAAUAAUAGCUUGAAAUCCAACAGUAACAAGCCUGCAUGCCAGUUCAAUGCCGUUAUCCUGGAAGAUCUUGAACUAGCAAAGCCGAAGUGAUGUCAGCUGGCUUCCACCACCAAACGUCAAUGGUGCUAACAGCAGGAAACCCCCUGUUAAAAAUAAUUAAAGUGAUUUUAAUAGAUUAGGUGUUUACAUUGUAUGUAUCAUGCACUUUAGCUGUAAGCGGUUAACAUUAAUUGUGGCCAAGUCAUUCAUGUAAGGUCAUUUCAAUGCGUCACACACAUAAAAGUUAAGAAAUAUAGAAGAAGCAAAAAUGAGAUUGUCUUGAUCAUGCAUUAAAAUGGAUGACAGUAACAUGUGAAUAAUCCAGAGGAAGGCAAAGGAUGAGAUGAAGAUUAUGAUGGAGAUAUUGGACUUCAGUAGAAUGAUGUGGAUUUGACUCAGGAAAUUUUUUAUUCUUGGAUUUUUCUGCCAGGAAUAGAAAUGUACUUUCUAGGCCUGGCCUGAUCUCGAAAUAAAAGGAUGGAAGAACCUAAUAUCGAGAGUAACCCUAUCAAUAUCACCUGUAAUAAUAAUAACCCUAUCAAUAUAACCUAUAUAGACUAGAAGUUACUAUCGCAAGGAAAGUGCUGCCUCAUCCCCAAGAAAUCAAAGGCAGCAUGCACAAUUCGCUGAAUAAGGGGCUGUUUAUAUGAUCCAGCUUUGCCAGGACGAAAUAUGAGGCGGGACGAUUUCGAUGUAUUGAAAUAAGUCAUGGUCUACAACUGACAACAUUUGAGUUCUGUUAAUUUAAAUUAACCAGCAUUUGAACUUUCAUUUAACUUAGUGAUGGAAAUACAUCAAAAUCAUCCCACUUUCCAUCAUGUAAACAGCCCCUAAGAUGCCUGUUCAGAAUGUAGGAAAAGUGCAUUUUGAAUACCAAAACACCUUGCACAAUGUCGAAGGUCAGCUAAAUAUUCUAUAAUUCUACUUUCUUUGGCAUGGGUGAUUUUAUAUGAAUACCUUCAAUGCUUUUUUUAUGAUGAGAAUAACUUCCUUAUAUAGCGAGUCGAAAUUAUUCAACUUCUCAAACAGAAUUAUGUACACCACUUUUAGGUGGAAGCUCUGAGCAAACAAAUAUUUGUGUUGUUUUUGCAUGGGUGAUUUUAUAUGAAUACCUUCAAUGCUUUUUUUAUGAUGAGAAUAACUUCCUUAUAUAGCGAGUCGAAAUUAUUCAACUUCUCAAACAGAAUUAUGUACACCACUUUUAGGUGGAAGCUCUGAGCAAACAAAUAUUUGUGUUGUUUUUCUUUAGGUGCAUACGUACUAGUGCCGGUCACGCUUCUAGAAUCGAUAAUAAAAAUAACCUUUCUUUUCGCUGCAAAUACCUACUCAUAAACGUCAUGAAUGUCGUUCUGUUACUGGAUAAUCAUUUACAAAAGACGUCUGACUACACGUCUGUGUUUGGAUUUCAGCCCUUAAGCCCUUAAAACCUGUCUUAUACGCGUGAUAGACUUGACAACGUAUACGUAUAGUUGAUUCUUUUCAAUUUUUUUUGCAGUUGUUUUUACUUCUUCACAACGUUUUUACAUGCAGGCAGUACUUUUAGACUCAAUAGCGUUGGCUAUUGAAGAAAAACAUGGCUAAUAUUUAAAACCAAAUAUUGUCAGUGCAUCCAUUACGUCCGUUGAUUUUAUUGUUGUUUCUAUAUACGGCGCAGCUGUCUCAAAUUCAUGGCAAGUGCUAUCGAGGAUGAAGUUGCAUCCAACUUUCCACACCUGUUCUACAAGAGCAGAGUUUGGAAACAUCAGUUCGUUCUGCGUUUCGAGGAAAAGUUCUUGUCUCAAGAGAUUCCUUGCAAGGCUCAUCGUGACUGAUUUACUCAUUACAAGAAACUCAAGAAAGAUUGCUAUAUUCCUAACAAACUUGCGACCGUUGGAAGUUUCAGGAACAAUAUAUUCGUAGCAGAGACCACUUUACACGGCAAGAGCUUGUGAUAUAGCAACUAUUGAAUUUUAAACUAAUACUGUAUUCUAACGAAUACGUUCUGGCCUGGCAAAAAAGGCUUGAAGAAUCAAGAAUAAAGAGAAGAGACAAAAACUCUCAAUAAAUUUAGUUUCCAUUCAACCAAUCACAUCUAACACCAUCGUCCAUCAUCACCAAAAAAAUGGCGGCAUUAAAAUAUCUAGUGGUUGUAGUCAUAAUGACUGUACUACUUCUGGAAGACAACACAAUCAUACUUCUAGUAAACGCACAGCCACGGCAACAAAUGAUAACCUCGACGAUAUCAAAUACUCCAUCACCAGCUACAACGAUAUCAAGUACUAGUCUGCGAUAUACAACGAUAUCAAAUACCGGUGCAUCAUAUACAAUUAUGCCCCCGACGACAUCAAAUACAAGCACAAAAGGUACGUACAACCGUGCGACAUCAUAUUGCUGUUCACAAAAAGCAAAGACUGGUAAAAUUAAGACGGCUUGUGUAUCCGAUAUGAUCCGCGUCGCAUAGGUUACACUGAAAAGCGUAGAUGCGUUAUGUGCAUAAAAAAGAAAAAAAUAAUAGUUAAAUUCUGUUUCGUUUUAAAAGAUGGAAUACAUUUAUAUGUUUGUUUAGAUCCGACUACAAUUUCUACCACCAAGAAAGGCGCGCUGAGUGAAUUGGAGAAAGAGGCAAGAGAAAAUAUUAUUUAUGCCUAGUUAAACAUCGCGCUUAUCUUGUGCCGAACCUCAUGCAUGUAAAUGAUCCAAACGGCUUAUUGUUUACAUUGAUUCGCAUUAGGUUUAACACCUGAAAAGUUCAACGCUUGAACUCGGUCUUAGUUUUUUUCCCGCUCACUGACCUAUCUAAAUAAUCUUUCCCGGGAGUGGAUUGGAUUUCAUCUUCUAGCAAUGUUUAGUUGAACUAAAAACCUAAUCCAGUCCGAAUUAAACAAAGUGAAGUGGAAAUUUACGAGCAACAAAAUAAUUGUUCCAACUGGCAACGAACAGGUGCUUUCAACAGAUGUUAAGUACAAUUGUUAUAUGGCAAGGCGGUCCAUUUGUAAAAUUACCAAGUAGGUAACCCGUUAAGUUGACCACUCGCGAAGAAAAAUUUAAGACUUUCCCAAUCAAAAAAGACUAUAAACAUGUGAUCGUGGUACUUUUUUUAUAUAAAACAACUUACUACUCUACUCUACUUUGUGUUAAAACGUAACAACAGCUAUUUAGAACACUUAAAAAGCUCACAAGUUGCCGCCAUUGACGGCUUUUUCGGCAAACUGCAGUGAAAAAAAUGCGCAGAAAAUUGCUCUAUUUUCGAUUUCCGAACAUUGGAAAAUUUGUUGUUUAUUAAUUUAAAAUCCUGCGGGAAAUUCCAAAAUUGAUAUCAGUUUUAUAAUUUCAUUUUCAGGUCGACGAGCUUCAUCGUAAGAACAUAUCAAACGAAUACCGAAAAAUAGUUGUGCAAAAAAUCAUCAACCAAUUGUCAAACUUAACAGACCUGGAUAAGAUGGACGAAAAUGGAGUGGAACAGCAAGUUCUUAAUCAUGCAGUCACAAUACUUCAAAAGAUCGUUGCUUUAAAUAUUUCUGAUAGCAAUCUCAACAUACUGGGUCCAGCAAACAACAUACUGGACAGUAGAAAUACAAAAUCGUGGAGAAACAUGAAGGUGAGUUAGUGAUAGAAAUGAAUUAUUUCUAAAGAAAGAAUAAGUCCUUUGUUCGGGCUUUUCUUCUUCUUCGUUUAUCCAUGCAUGAUAGGGCGGUCGGCCAUGUGGUACGUAUCCUCUCUUUUAGUUGUAGGAGAAACAUGUCUCUUAUCUCUCGAUUUCAUCCUCUGCUAUCCAGUUGUUCGUCGCCUUUCCACUAAGCCUGCUACCUUCAAUGAAUCUUUUCUUCUCACAAUGUACCCAUUCCAUUCUGGCCUUCUCUUUUUCCUUUUCCUGAACGUCUGUGUGACAUUUUAACGUAUCUCACGGCUACUUGAUGUAUCCCUUGCUAUUCCUUCUAGGACGAUAAACUGAUUCGUGAUCUAGUCGUUACCUUGGAAAAUUAUGGAUUCCAAUAUGGAGAACACUUAAAAAAUAACACAAAUACUUCGACUAUAUUUCAAAACCAUUCAAACGUACAGCUGUACGUUAAAUUCAUAAAACGAGAAGAUAAUUUGUCAGAGGCAGAAAGAUUGUUCAAGUUUCCAGAUGCAUCAUUCAACCUCUCGCCCGAUGCAUUACCGCAACGUUCUGGCGCUGUAGUCGUUGUCUUGUGGUAUGAAACAAUAAAUUCCUUUCUAACAACCAGUCUUGACGAUGAUCAUAGUUAUGCAAAAAUUAACAGCAAGAUCAUGACUGCAAGUGUUGGACCUGGACCGAAAGACAAGUUUCUACAACCUGUUCGUAUCAGCUGGAACAUAAAAGAACUGGUAAUUCAAGUCUACUUUGUUUUCGACUAAAAGUGAAUGAAAAUAAUUGAAUAAAAUAGAGCAGAAUAUAAUAUCAAGGUAGUACAUUAAAGCCAACCACAAAGGAAUGCAAUAGAAGACAUUUGUUAAAUACAAAUACAACGCCAUGUAGUAACUGAAGACAACGCUAAAUUUUUUCUUGACCUUUAGAACGACUCUACAACAUGUGUUUAUUGGAAACCAGAAUUAAAUGAAAAGUGGAAAACAGAUGGAUGUAAAAGAGUGAAACACAAGUCAGAGAGUGACAGCUUGAUAUGUGAAUGUGACCAUCUUACAGCCUUCGCUGCUAUGGAUAUUUCUAGAGAAAUGGUAAGAUUUUAGGCUCACAAUGUUCGAUACUUAAAAAUUUCUACCGUGAUAUUCAAAGAGCUUUAAAACAGUUCUUUUUAACAAAACCCAACGAUAUCGAUUUGAAUAUCGAUUUGAAUUUGUAUUCCCUCCAAUUGCUCUAAAUUGACUUGAAAAUCUCAAUUGGUAGACAGACCACGGUCAUAUAUAAGUAUAUUUUUUAGAUUGAGUGGCUUGUCCAGAAAUUUAACAAAGGGUUUAUAAUGAUGUAACAUGCAUCUAGGUCCAGUCCAGCUUAAGUCGCUUGAUAAUACGUAUUACAGUGUUGGGUUUUUACUGUAAAUAUAUGCUCUAUAUUCUAUAUUUACGUCAAGGUAAGUAAAAAUGAAAGGCGAGCAUUGGAGUUAAUAUCGACUAUAGGGUGUUCUGUGUCGUUGUUUGGGAUAUUUCUGACCAUACUCAUACACGUCUUGCUGUGGAGGAGACUUCAACAAAAUGUCAAGAGUAAAGUGCCUUCCCACGUUCUCAUGCAUCUCUGUGUAGCCAUUGGAAUGACGGAUAUUCUCUCUAUCCUGGCAGGACCUGCACACAAUUAUGAGGUAGCUAGGCACUGACCUUAAACCUUAACCUGUGAUCAGACGCUCCAAAAUGAGGUUUCUUUUUCAAAAACGCCUGCAUUGACACUAUUGACCGCACCUUACUUCUGUAGUCCUAUGGAAACUACGGACUUUAGAGAGUGGUACCAAGAUUUGGCAAUAUUGAAUGAUCAGUUAAAUGAUUGAAUACUAGUAUCACAACAAGUAAAAGACAAUAAAAACCUGCGCAUUUUAGCAGCAAAUCUGCAUAUAGGCAAGGCCCGCUGUAGUCCAAACACUCUGCUAAGGCCAAUAAUCCUCAGUUUGUCCUCAAAAUAUGAACAACUGGUACAAAAGAAGAAAACCUAGUUCUAUCACAAGUGUUUAUACGAUUUUUGAGGCAUUAUUAGCAUUAAACAUGAAGUCAAAGUAUUCUACACCAUGGCACAGCAUACAAGCCAAGUAUUAGCUAAAUGAUUAAGGAGAAUUACCUGGCUAAUAACACUAUUAUUUUAUGCUUUCCCUUUCUAGACAUUCUGUACAACCGUGUCCAUAUUAUUAUAUUUCUUUGUUCUUGCGGUGUUUGGAUGGAUGUUAUGUGAAGGAGUCAUCAUUUAUCUUCAACUUGUUAACGUCUAUACGGGAUUGGGUUUAGGAGGAAAACAUCUAAAGGUGUUCUAUGUGAUUGGCUGGGGUAAGUUGUUUUGGGAUAAGUGAUAAAGGACUGUGAUGCAUAUCAUGAUCGCAUCUUGCGUUGGCAUCAAGAAAAAUAAUACAGCGAAACAAAAGAAGUGCCGAAAUGUUGGGGCAUGAAUUGUUUUGUUAACAGUACUGUACGAGUGCAUUUCCCAAAUACACUUUAACAAAUGCUGUUAUCGCCUGUUCUACUUUAGGUAUUCCAGUUGCAGUUGUAGCGGUGUUGGUCGCGCUCAAUGAUCGAAAAGAUUUUAUAACCAAGCACGCGUGUUGGUGCCGUGGUGAUGGCGUGUUGUUCUGGACAUUUGUUGGUACCAUUGGCCUAAUCUUGCUGGUAAGCUUAGACGGGGAGAAGUGUAGUACAUCAUAGUACCUACCAAUGUACGUUGUUUUGUCAAGUUUAUAAAAUACGGAAAGAAAAACCAUGCAUGAUUAUCUAUUCACUGGAAUACUAAAGUGACCAUAUUACGGUGAAUUCGCACAAGGGAAAUUGAGUUGAAAUAGCGAAGUUUUGGGUAUAAAAAGCAACAUACCAUACGAAAUCUCAUCUGCGCAAAUUUUAUAAUCGACAUGAAAAAGGAAACAAGAGCAAAGUUCCGAAAGAGACAUGGCAACUUUCGAAAAUGGAACAUUAAUAGUUUUCACUGAGUGUGAUAAGGGAUAUGAUUAGCCACUCUAAAAGCCUUUAAAAACCUCCAGCUAUAAACGUAACGACACGUAAUAGACGCUUUAUGCUAUGUUUAUCUCUCUCUUUCUUUUCAGAUCAACCUGGUGAUCUUCGUUCUGGCCUUGCGAAGUGCAUUAUCGUCCAGCACAGUAAACACAGCUCGCUCACUAAGUUCAACAAAAGACAGUACUGGCUCAACUAAAGCAACAGCUGGAACAACAUUAAGAAAAGCAAAACUCGGGCUCAAAGGUUCAGCCAUACUACUUCCAUUACUUGGACUAACGUGGGUUUUUGGACUACUGGUUUUCAAUCGAGAUACGAUUGUGUUUAAAUAUCUUUUCGCCAUAUGUAAUUCUCUACAAGGAAUGAUGAUAUUUGUUUUUCAUGUUCUUAUAAAUAAAAAGGUACGUUUGGUCUUAGGGAAGAUGUUGUGGUCACAUUCUCCUAAUAAAGUUUUUUUCAAGUAGUUCAGACACAAACUAAGGCAGCUAAAUGUAGAAUACUACUUACACUGGACCACUAGGUUUAAGAUAUAUUUUUCAGGUAGUAAUCUACAGUGGAUUAACAACUGUUACUUAUUUCAUCUUCAAGAUCCAUGAAGCAAUCAGCAGGGAAAAGAAAGCUCGUGAAGCCAAGCACAUAACAAAGAUUGUGGUUAACAAUACAUGUAAGUAAGAAUACGUUGCCAAACAUUAUUUGGCUUGCUUGCAUUUCCAUUUUUCUUUGUCCUCAAACCAUUUGUUAUCCGAAGCUUAAGCGGAUGGGGGAGAGGAGUGGGAGUAAAGAGAAAGGUCACAAAGUGUCUAGCACUGUUAAGGUCGACUCACGUGAUUAUCCCAAGGACAGUUACACAUCUCAGUAUUCUCAGAUGAGUGAUUUUCUCUGUUCAUAUAGAGUUUAUCACAAAUAUAUAUCUUUGAUUUUUUGUAGGUGGUACACUAUCAACCAGUGACGGCAACCGCAGAAAAUCCAGUAUUCCAGUUACACCAACAUUCGCAAAGAAAAAUUUCAACAAGCCAGAAUCUCUUACCGUGAUUCAAAACAACACCACAAAGAACAACAAUGGUAGCUCAGCCUCAAAGCAAACCAAAUUGUAUUUAGAACCCGAAAGAAAUCAGAGAAACUGCAGAUCAAGGGGAAUGAAGAACAAUUAUACCACAAAGAACAACAAUAAUAGCUUGAAAUCCAACAGAAACAAGCCUGCAUACCAGUUCAAUGCCGUUAUCCUGGAAGACCUUGAACUAGCAAAGCCGCAGUGAAUGUCAGCUGGCUUCCACACCAAACGUUAAGAUGGUGCUAACAGCAGGAAACCCUCUGUUAAAAAUAAUUUAAAGUAAUUUUAAUAGAUUAGGUGUUUAUAUUGUGUGUGUCAGAACGAUGCCUCAUGACAUGAUGAACAUAAAGGUAGAUGUGUACCAGAUCAGACAAGUCUCACACACAAUCUUUUUUCUUUUCAUUGAGUAGUCAUAUUUGUGAAUGUUAGGAGUCAAAUGUGUCUUUUAAGUUGUACAAAAUAAUGUAAAAAUACAGCGAG